AUGGGCACCGUGAUGCCAAGGUGCUGGCCAGGCGGCUGCCUGGUGCUGAGGCCCCACGCUGUGGAGGGGUGUGGACAGCAGAGCCCACGAGCGGCCCCACGAGUGGCAGAACCUGCUUUAACCCCUGAUGGCACCGUGGAAGUCCAGGCCAGCCUCCAGUCGCCGUGUUCCCUUGAGCAUUUUGCAGGGAAACGCCAGGGCAGCCCUGGGCCACUCAGAAUGCGGCUCGCCUAUGCAGUCCUUCAGAAAGAGGCAGUUUUGCCUGUUCAAGGCAGCUGUGAGCACAUGGCCCCCAUUUACAGCAGCAGAGAAGAGGCUGCUGGUGUCAACCUUGUGGUGUUGGCCAGCUGUGCAGUUCUCUUCGUUCUCUGUCCCAGCCCCAGGCCGCACAGCGGGCCCUCAGAGUGUUCCGUCCUGAGCACCCGCAGCUGCCAGGCCCCGGCUCACAGGCUGGGCCCUCGGACAUCCCUUCCGCUGCAGUGUGGACAUACGGGGUGCCUCUCCUUGCUCUCUGGGAGCUGGAGAUGCCCAUUGAGUGCCCUCCAGGCACAAGGACAGCCCAGCCGUCAGCUUUUUUAG
Pipistrellus nathusii (Nathusius's pipistrelle) is the source of this 579-nucleotide messenger RNA. Lineage: Eukaryota; Metazoa; Chordata; Mammalia; Chiroptera; Vespertilionidae. The record is from the annotation of a GenBank genome assembly.